AUGGAAAAAUUUCUCAAUAUUAAGAGUACAACCAAGCGUUUAAAUGAAGACAACAAUAAAGAAGAAAAUAAACGUAAGUUCAGAAAAUACGAUAAUAGUUAUUUAGACUUUGGUUUUACUUACACCAAAAUAGACAACGAAGAACGUCCUAAAUGUGGUUUUUGUUUAAAAGUAUUAGCUGCCGAUAGUAUGAUUCCAAAUAAAUUAAAGCGUCAUUUUGAAACUAAUCAUGGAUCGUUAAUUAAUAAAAAACGUGAUUAUUUUGUAAGACAACGUGAACAAUUAGAAAAACAAUCAAACAGACAAGUGUUCCAACCAAAGAAUUUUUAG
Cinara cedri is the source of this 330-nucleotide messenger RNA. The record is from the annotation of a GenBank genome assembly. NCBI's taxonomy places the organism in Eukaryota, Metazoa, Arthropoda, Insecta, Hemiptera, Aphididae.